AUGCAGUUUGCCAGCCUGCCCUACCUCGCCGAGCAGGCGCCACGCACCCAGGCAGGGCCAUCGGCGAGCUUUAUGCGACCCGUACAAAACGUGCCGGCGCCUCUGCCGCAGAGCGCGUCGUUCCACGAGAUUCCUUCGGCUCCAGCCUACGGUUUGGAGCCGAGCGGGUGGAACGUGGACCGCAAUCCGUUCCGCCGCAAGCAGGACGAGCACGAGACACAGCUGGCGUAUGCGCUCGACACGCCGUCGGCACGGCCCAGGGGCUACCACGACGUUUACCCGUCCAACGCGUCGACCGACCUGUCUUACUCACAGUCCUCGCUGGACAUUUCACGCUCCCGACAGCCAUCCUCGAGCUCGAUCGCGCGCAGCUUUACCACCGACGAAGACUCGCGCCCGGCGAAUACACCGUCGCAGAAGCCGCUGUCGGCGGCCGCAAAUCGUGUCGCAGGGACCUUUUCACGACUGACACGCCUGCGCACGCGGCCAGUGGGACGGUCACAGCCGGCGCCGCACAGCGCCGAGCCGGAUCUGCCAUCGCGCGACGUGCACGAGCCGGCGCCAGCCUUGUACACACAGCGCCCAGAUGCCCAGAUGCGCCACGAGCAGCCGACGCCUGUGCCAAUGGCGCCACGCUCGGAAAACCCGUCGGGAUCGAGCCUCGAGGCACUGAGUCCAGAUACGCCGAGCGACGCGGCCUCUCUCUCGCGGCACACACGCGGCGCAAGUGGGCGCUCACAAGCCAGCAGCGGCGGCUCGCUUGUGCAGCGCGACGCUCCGCCACCGCCCCGCGCCAUGACACGCACGGCAUCCAAGCCGGAACUGCGCUCACAGCCGAUGGAUGCGCAGUUCCAGCGCCUCGAGCUGAUCGGGCGUGGCGCGUACGGUGCCGUGUACCGCGGCAGGCACAAUCCAUCGAAUACGCUCGUCGCACUCAAGGUGAUCGACAUGGACACGCCGGACGACGACGUGUCCGAGAUCCGCCGCGAAGUUGCAUUGCUGAGCCAGAUGCGCCAGGCGCAUCUCAAAAAUAUCGUGCGGUACUGGGACUGUUGGCUCUCGGGCCCGACGUUGUGUAUUGCGAUGGACUAUGCCGAAGGCGGCAGCGUCCGAACUUUGAUGAAAGCCGGCACGAUUCUCGAGCGCCACCUCGCUGUGAUUAUGCGCGAGACGCUCGUCGCCUUGGACUAUAUCCACAAGGCAGGCAUUAUUCAUCGCGACAUCAAAGCGGCGAAUAUCCUUGUGACGCGCACCGGGCAGCCGAUGCUGUGCGACUUUGGCGUCGCCGCUUCGUUCGUACAGGGCGGCACGCGGGGAAAGCGCAGCACGCUGAUCGGCACACCGUACUGGAUGGCGCCGGAAGUGAUCCUCGAGGGCAAGACGUACGACUACAAGGCCGACAUCUGGAGCUUGGGCAUCACCGCAUACGAGAUUGCGACUGGCAAUCCCCCGAUGGCCGAGCAGGAUCAGCACCGCGUGAUUGCCAUGAUUCCCAAGAACAAGCCGCCGCGCCUCCCGGACGGCGCCUACUCGCCGAUGCUGCGCGAGUUUGUGGCGGGGUGUCUCGACGAGGACCCCAGUGCACGCCUCGCCGCCGAGGACCUCGCACGUACCAAGUGGAUCCGCGCGUACGCCAAGACGCCGGUCUCGGUCCUGCGCGAACUCCUCGCGCAGUACGCAACCUGGACACAGGCCGGCGGUGUGCGCACGAGUCUCAUCCAAGGCAAGGAUGGGCCACUCGCAUUGCGCCUCGCAUCCGAAGACCCAUCUGUGGUGCCGAUCGAGCCGGAAUGGAAGUUUGGAUCGAUGGAUUCGGACGACGCUGCGCCGCUUGCGCUCGAGCAGGCGCUGCCGUCCGAGCCGGUGCACGACCAUCCUCUGCAGCGCAUGUUUGAGCGCGACGAUGCGCCAGCCGGCGAGCGCACGCCAAAGCCGCCAGUGUCUGGCACGAGCACGCCGCGCCCAGGCGCACUCGCGCAGGCAACCACGCAGGCAGCCACGCCUGCGCCUGCGCCUCCCGCUACUCCCGCUGCCGCGACGCCGAACCGUGCCGAGCGGCCGGCCGGCGGCGGCUUUGCAGGCCUCGGCUCGACGCCGUUCCGCUUCGGUGUCGGGAGCCGUGCGCAAGCGACGCCUGUCGCCAAAGACGCGCCGCCUGCUGAUGCUGCGUCCGAAGGCUCGCCACGCGACACGCUCGGCGCGCCUGCGCCAUCGCUCGUGACGCACAGCACUUCGCUUGCGGCGAUCGGCGAGGCAACGCAGGACGAGGCUCCCUCGCCCCCCGGCACGUCGCCGAACGGCGCGAGCGACGGCAUGGCGCCGAGCCUCUCCCAGUCCACGACCUCGCCCGAGCUCGAUGCCGACGAGAUUGACUCGCCGCGGCAGUCGCCAGCGCUGCGGCGCGUCGGCCGCAUGCCCCAGAGCAUGCCCCGCUCAGCGUCGCAGCGCCCGCUGCGCCUCGUGUCUUCCUCGUCGUCCCUGGGCUGGGAGACACAGUCCAAGACGCGCGACGAUGCGCGGCGGACCGAGGCGACCAAAGCGCCCGACGCCCCCUCGUUCCUUGGCGAGCCCUACUCUGGCUUCCGCCCCCAAGGCAUCAUGAGCCGCACGCGGAGCCGCAGCGGCGGUGCGGCCGAUCUGCGGUCGCGCCCCGCCGCGUCGCACCAUGCGUCGCAGUCGUUCACCGGCCGCACGCGUCUCGCCCCCCUGCAGAUCUUGUCGCGGGCCUCGGACGCCCCCCCCAAGUCGUCUGUGUCUAUGGAUGGCACGCUACCGACCUCCUCCCUCUCCUUCCUCCCCAAAGACGAGCUGGGCACCGACAAGGCGCACCGGCGCAAGCAGCACGGCGGUUCCGACCCCACGCUGCUCAAGACGCCGCUCCUGUCGCUCCCCAAGCCCGGUGUGCGUGGCCACGCGCGCGAAGCGUCGGAGCCUGUCGCAGUCAGCGAAGUCCCCCAGCGCCUCGCGCCGCUCCCCCCGCGCACGGCGCCGCAGACGCCCGAUUCAAAAAGCACGCCCGAUCCACCGAAAGACGUCUUCCAAACGUCGCCCGCGCCGCCCGCGCCGCCCGCGCACGCGCCGUUUGAGGGCCCUGCGCUGCGGCCGCUGGACCUGGCGAACCUGAUGAACCGCCAAGAGCUCCAUACGGAGCUUACGCAGACCGUCAACGACCUCGGUGCGUGGCUCGACGCUUUGGCGCUCGGCCUCUCCACCGUGCUGGCUCCCUCGCCACUGUACCAUAAAUCACCACGUGGCACAUAG
Messenger RNA from Malassezia japonica, 3261 nucleotides. RefSeq names its product kinase that interacts with cdc31p (gene KIC1). The transcript has 3 exons. Bases 1 to 3261 code for a protein of 1086 amino acids. Gene Ontology annotation, molecular function: ATP binding; protein serine/threonine kinase activity. Lineage: Eukaryota; Fungi; Basidiomycota; Malasseziomycetes; Malasseziales; Malasseziaceae. Gene Ontology annotation, cellular component: cytoplasm. Gene Ontology annotation, biological process: protein phosphorylation. The record is from RefSeq and is a predicted model, not a curated record.